GGCUGCGCCGCAGUGAGCGGGGCUGUGCCGCUCUCGCCCUAGGUAGGAUGGACCUGCCCCCCUGCCUCUGCCCCCAUGUCCAAUAAGAAGAGACCCGGCUUGACACCUGCCUAUAUACAGAGGAGGAGAGCAACAUCUUCAGCGCUGGGCUUUGGAGGGGGGGGACCAACCCAAAACACAACACAGCAUCAGGGCAGAGCGGGGGGCUCGGUGGUAUUAUAAAACCCCCCCAAGACUAUGACUUCCAGUAAAAUUGAGAUGCCAGGGGAGGUGAAGGCAGAUCCUGCAGCUCUGAUGGCAUCUCUGCAUCUGCUGCCUUCUCCCACUCUCAACCUUGAAAUCAAAUACACCAAGAUUUUCAUCAAUAAUGAGUGGCAGAAUUCUGAAAGUGGAAGAAUAUUCCCAGUAUAUAAUCCAGCAACAGGAGAACAAAUCUGUGACAUUCAGGAAGCUGACAAGGUUGAUACGGACAAGGCAGUGAGGGCAGCUCGGCUGGCUUUUUCCCUUGGUUCUGUUUGGAGGAGAAUGGAUGCCUCAGAAAGAGGCCAUCUUUUGGAUAAGUUAGCAGACUUGGUGGAACGGGACAGGGCAAUUCUUGCUACUAUGGAAUCACUGAACAGCGGCAAACCGUUCUUGCAAGCUUUCUAUGUCGAUCUCCAGGGAGUCAUAAAAACCCUGAGGUAUUAUGCUGGCUGGGCAGACAAAAUCCAUGGAAUGACCAUUCCUGUAGAUGGAGAUUAUUUUACGUUUACAAGACAUGAACCCAUCGGAGUGUGUGGACAGAUCAUCCCUUGGAACUUCCCCCUGCUGAUGUUUGCAUGGAAGAUUGCUCCAGCUCUGUGCUGUGGCAAUACAGUAGUUAUUAAACCAGCAGAACAAACACCACUCAGUGCUCUCUAUAUGGGUGCCCUCAUCAAGGAGGCUGGCUUUCCACCAGGAGUUGUCAAUAUUUUGCCAGGAUUUGGUCCAAUUGUUGGUGCAGCCAUAGCCUCUCAUGUUGGCAUUGACAAAAUUGCUUUCACUGGAUCCACUGAGGUUGGGAAGCUGAUCCAAGAAGCAGCUGGAAGGAGUAAUUUGAAGAGAGUUACACUGGAGCUGGGUGGGAAAAGCCCAAACAUUAUUUUCGCAGAUGCUGAUUUGGACUAUGCUGUGGAACAAGCUCACCAAGGAGUCUUCUUCAAUCAAGGUCAAUGCUGCACUGCAGGCUCACGGAUUUACGUGGAAGAAUCGAUCUAUGAAGAGUUUGUCAGAAGAAGUGUAGAACGUGCAAAGAGGAGAGUUGUGGGCAGUCCUUUUGACCCAACUACAGAGCAAGGUCCACAGAUUGAUAAAAAACAAUACAACAAGAUCUUGGAACUGAUUCAAAGUGGCAUCACUGAAGGAGCAAAACUUGAAUGUGGGGGAAAGGGGCUGGGAAGAAAGGGAUUCUUCAUUGAACCUACAGUGUUUUCCAAUGUAACAGAUGACAUGCGGAUUGCCAAGGAGGAGAUUUUUGGGCCUGUUCAAGAAAUACUGAGAUUUAAAACCAUGGAUGAAGUUAUAGAGAGAGCCAACAACUCUGAUUUUGGGCUGGUAGCAGCUGUCUUUACUAAUGACAUAAACAAGGCCCUGACAGUCUCUUCAGCAAUGCAGGCUGGGACAGUCUGGAUAAAUUGCUACAAUGCCUUAAAUGCCCAAAGUCCUUUUGGAGGAUUCAAAAUGUCUGGCAAUGGGAGAGAGAUGGGUGAAUGUGGAUUGAGAGAAUAUUCUGAAGUUAAAACUGUGACAAUAAAGAUCCCUCAGAAGAACUCCUAAAAUUACAGAGGACCGUAUUGUGCAGAAGAGCACAUGAUGCCACCUUCUCUAUUCCUUAUGGAGACCAGCACUCAGGAAUAAAAAGUGUUACACAAUAUAUAUUUAAGAAAUUAAGUUGCAACAUAUAUACUGGGCACAUAACUGAGUACGUAAUGCAAACCAACUUUGCAUGUUUUCAUAAAACUCUCCUGAGAAUCGUUACAUCUUUAUAAAACAAAUCUUAACGAGAUAAAAUUGCUACUGGGCAUCAUUUAAUAAUGGUUCCAGCUAUAAAACUGUUAAAUGCAAAUGCAUGCACACACACAUUUAUCUCUUCCUUAAAUAAACAAAAUAAGUCUUACUGCUUUCAGGUUGCCUUCUCAAACAGACCUGCCUUGUACUGACAUUGUAGUUUCAACCAGGGCUCUACAACCCAGAUUUUACCCAGAACACUAGCAAUGAACAACGCAAACAAGUGUCAUUGAUGUUCUUAAAAAAUAAAAGACUCUGAAUGGUAAUGGCCUCAAACCUGGCAUAGUGGCAACUUUCCAAUUAGCACGCCCACAGAAAGAGGUCAGACUGGGGAGGGAAUCAAUCUGCUGCAUGGCCAAUGAAAGCCAAAUACUUAUCAGUGAGAUUUGGCUUUCAUGGCUCGCAGCAAUUUGGAUUUCAAAGCUUAUUUUCGUAAUUACUUUAUGUCUUGCUAUAAGCAAAAAGUCCUCCUUCACUCACAGGAACCUGAAGGGAUUUACCUGCCUGCCAAAAGAGCAAGGCCAGACAGGGUGGGUGGGUGUUAACGAGAACAGGAACAGAUUCCAAGGCUUCACAGAAUAUUUUAGCUUUCACUGCUUGUCUAGUUUUGUUGUUGUUACUGUUGUUGCUUUCACCUUUUUUUCUUUUUUAAACAAAUAUAUGCACGCACAGGCUCCAUUUAUUUGUCUGCUAUUAAACUGCCUGUGAUUACACUGGGAAUCAUUAAGUACUUGUUACAGCUUUUACUAAAUGAUGUCUUGCCAUCCUCACCAUGCUUGUGCACCACAGAUGAUGUUACUGGCUGGUACUGAACUUUCAAUUAUUUGGGGUUUUUUGAUCCAGGACAAAAAUAUAAGAAAGUUCUUUCAGAAUUGAGGUGUUUACAGCCUGUCACAUUAUUACCUGCUGCCUACAAAAUCUCUUCAAAUCUAUCACUGACAAACUAAACACUAUCUUUUUUCAGCUGCAGAACUCACCAAUUCCCCAGAUUCUUUUAAAGAGGUUUCAUUUAUGUUUUAACUUAGAAUUAAUAAAAUCUAUUUUAGAAGUACAAUAAAUAAUCCACACAGUGUAGCUACACGAUCUGAGGUGUAAGGACAGAAUUACAGCCUCAGGUGUAAGUUUUCCUACCUGCAGAGUCUGUGCUAUGAACUGUUCAAACUCCAGCCCUGAUAAGAAACUAACUUCUGCAUGUUCUUAACUUCCUUUAGUCUCUGAGGAG
Onychostruthus taczanowskii (white-rumped snowfinch) is the source of this 3247-nucleotide messenger RNA. It is a transcript of the gene ALDH1A2, whose product is annotated as aldehyde dehydrogenase 1 family member A2. Bases 238 to 1794 code for a protein of 518 amino acids. The transcript has 13 exons. Lineage: Eukaryota; Metazoa; Chordata; Aves; Passeriformes; Passeridae. The record is from RefSeq and is a predicted model, not a curated record. Gene Ontology annotation, molecular function: aldehyde dehydrogenase (NAD+) activity.